This is a messenger RNA of Ascochyta rabiei, 1623 nucleotides long. RefSeq lists its product as uncharacterized. Lineage: Eukaryota; Fungi; Ascomycota; Dothideomycetes; Pleosporales; Didymellaceae. The transcript is spliced from 3 exons. The record is from RefSeq and is a predicted model, not a curated record. The coding region runs from base 1 to 1623 and encodes 540 amino acids. Gene Ontology annotation, molecular function: monooxygenase activity; iron ion binding; heme binding.
AUGCAUCCUUUCACAGCAUACGCCGUUGGCGUUGCCGUCAUUGGCUUCCUCGUUUACGCCCUUGUCGAUGUUAUCUCAAAGUACAACGCCAAACACAACUGUCGUGGACUCCCGGGCCCAGCACUGAUACCAUGGGUGGGACGCAUUCACGAUCUGCCCAUUGACUUCAUGUGGCUCAAGUUUAAGGAAUGGGCCGACAUAUAUGGACCGAUCUAUCGGACCAAGAUGUUGGGUGCAAACUUCGUGAUCAUCACGGAUGAGAGCAUCGCCGAAGAGAUCCUGAUCAAGCGUGCGAAGGUCUACUCUGAUCGACCAGAGAUCAAGUCUUUGUUUGACGCCAAGAGUACCUAUGGAUCCAUGGAGUACCUGCCUUUGAUGGGCAAAAAUCAAUAUUGGGCUCGUCAGCGCAAGCUUACUCACUCUUAUCUUACCGAAUCGACAAACGCUAGAUACUAUGGUAUCAUGGAGUUUGAACAGAAGAGAUGGUUGCAGCGACUCGUAGAGAAUCCAGACGAUUUCUGCUUCUCGCUUGAGGACAUGUGUUCGAAGGUCAUGGCCACGUUGACCUGGGACGAUCAUUCGAUCAGUACACCGUUGACACCAAGUGCCUGGGGUCUUCUUACUCAGAUGUCACCAGCCGGCCCUAUCACCAACGUCUUGACGCCUCUCUGGGACUGGGUGCCGGAGCCCAUCAACCCAUGGAAGCUUCGUGAGCGCAAGCGCCAUGACGAGCAGCAGGAGUUCUUCAUGAAGAACCUGAAUAACACCCGGGCCAAGAUGGAGAAGGGCAAGCAGCAACCAUGCUAUACCAAGACAUAUCUGGAGACCGCUGAGAAGAGCAACAUCUCCGGAGAUUAUGAGGCCUCAUGUGUGCUUGGUAUGAUGGCUCUCGUCGGUAUCUUCACGGUCACUGGUCCUAUCUACUACUUCCUAGUCGCCAUGGUCCACCACCCUGAGUGGCAGCGCAAGUGCCAGGACGAAAUUGACUCCGUUUGCAAGAACGGUCCUCCUACGGUCGAUGACAUGCCGAAUCUUCCCAUCCUGCGCGCGUGUAUCAAGGAAACGAUGCGAUGGAAGCCUACGGUACCAACUGGUGUCGCCCACGAAUGCGAAGCUGAUGACUGGUACGGCGGGUACUUCAUCCCCAAGGGUACACGCAUCUUGCCGCUCGACUACGCCUUCCUCCGUAAUCCCGUCAAAUACCCUGACCCAGAGUCCUACCGACCUGAGAGAUGGCUCGAGUCCGGAUGGCCCACGUUUCAGGGACCGCUCACCAAGUUUCCCACGAUCACCGGUAUGUCGUCGUUCGGUUGGGGACAACGUCAAUGUCUUGGCAUGUCAAUUACCCGUGAUGAGACCAUUACCGGCUGCGGUGGUCUGUUGUGGGCUUUCAACUUGAAGAGGAAGGUCGACCCGAUAACCAAGAGCGAGAUUGAAGUGCCCCUGGAUAAGUCGAACUCACUUCUAAUCAUCAAGCCUGACCCUUUUGAGAUGGCUUUCGAGCCAAGGAGUGAAUCAAGGAAGGCUGAGAUUGCUCAACAGUGGAAGGAUGCUGAGGCCAUAGAUGCGGCAGAGCGAGCGGCGUUCUUGAGAGCCGCAGAGGCGAAGGAGGUGCUGGUUUGA